Molecule: messenger RNA, 4804 nt
Organism: Serinus canaria (Common canary)
Lineage: Eukaryota; Metazoa; Chordata; Aves; Passeriformes; Fringillidae
Gene: CSRNP2
Product: cysteine and serine rich nuclear protein 2
Exons: 5
Coding region: 87-1511 (474 amino acids)
Biological process (GO): regulation of transcription by RNA polymerase II
Cellular component (GO): nucleus
Molecular function (GO): sequence-specific DNA binding; DNA-binding transcription factor activity, RNA polymerase II-specific
Source: RefSeq, a predicted model, not a curated record
CCCAGCCGGCCCCCAAACCCCCCCGGGCACCGGGCGCUCCGGUCCCGUCCGGUCCCCGCCGGGGUCUCCAUGCGAGCCGAGCCCCGAUGGCCGCGGUCCCGAGCGCCGGGAUCAAGCGCAAGCCGGAGGAUGCGGUAUCGGGAUUGGGAUCGGGAUCGGCCGCGUCCAGCGGCGCCACCUCGGACGACGAGAUCGCCACGAGCGACAGCGGCGACAGCUGCGACAGCGGCGGCAGCACCGGCAGCGCCGCGCCUCCAUCCAUCCUGCGGCGCUCCCGGGCGCGCCGGGGCGGUAAGCGCGUGCGCUUCGCCCAGGUCACCGUCUACUACUUCGCCCGGCGCCAGGGCUUCACCUGUGUGCCCAGCGCUGGGGGCAGCUCCCUGGGCAUGGCCCCCCGGCACCACCGUGCCCGCAGGUACAGCCUCAGCCAGUUCGCUCACCUGCGCCAGGUGAGCCACCGGCAGCACCUGCGGCAGCACCUGCGCAGGGAGAAACUGCGCGCCAGGAGGAGGGAGCUGACCCAGAACGGGACGGUGCCGUCGGCCGAGGCCGCGGGGCUGACCUUGGCCGACGUGUCAGACGAUGACCUGGACGUGGGGCAGGUGGAGGUGGGCGAUUACUUCUACCUGCAGCCGCUGCCCACCAAGCGGCGCCGGGCGCUGCUGCGCGCCUCGGGCGUGCGCAGGAUCGACGCCGAGGAGCGGCAGGAGCUGCGGGCGCUGCGCCUGUCCCGCGAGCAGUGCGGCUGCCACUGCCGCCUGACCUGCGAGCCGCGCACCUGCGCCUGCAGCCAGGCCGGCAUCCAGUGCCAGGUGGAUCGCACGUCGUUCCCGUGCGGCUGCUCCCGGGACGGCUGCGGGAACGUGGCCGGGCGGAUCGAGUUCAACCCCCUGCGUGUCCGCACCCACUUCCUGCACACCCUGAUGAAGCUGGAGCUGGAGAACCGGCGCGAGGAGGAGGAGGAAGGAGCUGCUGCCCUCCCUGGCCCCAGCUGGCCGCCCCCGCAGCCCCCCGAGACUCAGGACUUCCAGGAGUACCUGGCGGAGAACGAGCGGGCGGUGCUGCACCUGCAGACGGCCGAGGAGCUGGAGAGGCUGAAGGCCGAGGAAGACUCUGGAAGCGGCUCUGGGGGAGAGGGGGGCGGGGUCUGCGUGCUGGGGGAGCACCUGGAUGACACCUGGCAGGUGAAACCUCCCCCGUGCCCCGGGCUCACCUCCACCAUCCUCAUCCCAGCCCAGUUCCCACUGGAAUCUUCUGUCCUGUGCUAUCCCCCAGGGCAGCCAGCCCAGGUGGGCUCCCAGCCUUACCUGCCCGAUGCACCUGGGCUCUACUGCCAGCUGGAGCCACGGGCAGGUGCCAAGGGUGGCAGUGGCCACAUGGAGCAUCCACCUCCAGCCUCCAGCCCCCCUGGGAAGGAGCUGGGGGUCCCGCCUGUCCCUGCUGCUGUGAGCAAGGGAGGAGCACCCCAAAAUCUCCCAGAGCACCUGGAGCACCCCCACCUGCCCAUAUGAGUGGCCUCAGGCCCUCUGGCUCUGUUAUUUAUUCCAUGGAUUGAUUAUUUAAUUGGUGGGAGCUGCUCUGUACAGAGGAUUCACCUGGCCCAGGGCCAGGAGUCCUUCUCUCACCUGGGAGGGGUCACCUGUGCCAGGACUCACCUGAGCUGGAGCCUCCUGGAUCCCAUGGCAGCUCUGUCCCCCUGGCUGCCUCCACUUUCUGUGUUUUUAAGGGAAAAGCUCUUUUUCCCUAAUUCCUCUUUGUUUGAUGAACGUUUCACCUGGGCCACCUCAUGCAGGUGAUGCUCCCACUCACCUGCAGCUGGGAUGGAUUGGGAAACACCUGAAACUGGCACAAGAGACCCAAGACUGGAGUCCCCAAACUCACCUGGAAAAUUUUGGGGGGUUGAACCAACUUCACCUCCUUGUUGGCCCCUCCAUCACCUGGAACUGAUCACCUGUACCUGUGGGAACCUUCUGGGAUGUUCAUUCCCCUGCUGGGAGGUGCCUCCAGCAGCUGCUGAGGGGUUGGAGCUGCCCCUCCAGGGACCAGGAUUUGGGAUCUGAGGGUGCAGGAGUGUCCCUGCCGCUACCUGUGACCCUGGCCCACUGCAGGUGGGCUCUGGGCGGCCAAGUGGUCCUGGAGCAGUUCCAGCAGGAUCAGCCCUGCAGGUGUGCACAGGUGUCCCAUGGGUGCAGUGUCACCUGGCCCUGCCCUGCCUGAUCCCUGAGUUCUCAGCUGGCUCCUUGCCCAUCCCAGGUGAGCUCCAUCCAUCCAUGCAGGUGACCCUCACCUGGCUGUGUUUCCCAAAGAGCUGUUCCUGCCAUUGCAGCCCUCAGGAUCCAUCCCAUGAUGCCAGCAGGAUCAGAGCUCUGCAGGUGUGCACAGGUGUCCAGCUCCUGCUGUUCAUGGUGCACCCGACUUCCCAGAGCACCUGCAACUCCCUGUGCUGCUCCUCAGGUGCUUCCUGCUCACCUGUGCUCCCUCUGCCUCCGGGCACCUCCUGUGGCAUCAAACUGGUCAGACUGGCAUGGAUUCAGGUUCUCCAGGUGUGGAUUCUCCAGACUUACCUGGUCCUUCCAGCCCUUCCUUGGAUUGGGUUUCAUGGGAAGCCCACCUGUGCUCUGGACCUUCCUGGGAUCUGUCUUGGGGUGAAACUGCUCAUUUCUGGGGCUUUUCCCUUUUUUGGCUUCAGCCAGGUGAGAUCAGCCUGGCAAGAGGCAGGAGAGGGGGAAAGUUGGGAUGUGGGGUUGUGCCCCAGGGAUUUGCUCACCUGAAUGCUCCUGGAUUCUGGGAUCUGCUCACCUGCUCGGGACUGUGCCCCAAAACCUGCAUUCUGCUCACCUGGACCCUACAGACUGUGGGAUCUGCUCACCUGGACCUGCUCACCUUGUGGGAUCUGUGCCUUCAGGACCUGCUCACCUGGAUGCUCCCAGACCCCGGGGUCACAGGGACCCAAAUCCCCCAAUCCAGCUGCUGCCCCCCCGUACUUUUCCCAAAUUUUUGGUUUCUCCAUCGCCUUUUCCAGCAGUUUCCCCACACUGGGCUCUGACCCUCACCAGUUUUGGGGGUCCCCUGGUGCUCCUGGGGGUCAUCUGUGCCCCGUGGGGGGGUUAAAAAGGGUUUAAGGGGGCUCACUGGGGUUUUUAGGGGUUAUGAGGGCAUUGAGGGGGUUUUUUGGGUUGGAAGGGGUUCAGAGGGGUUUUUAUGGGAUUUAGGGGUUCAGGACAGUUUAAAAAGGGGUUUUUAGGGGUUUAAGGGGGUUCAGGGAGGUUCAGAGGUUUAAGGGUUAUGGGGGAACUGAGGCUUUUUGGGGGUUUUAGGGGUUCAGAGGGGGUUUUAGGGGGCUAAAGGAGUUUAUUGAGAGAGUUAAAGGGUCUUUUAGGAGAUCAAGGGGGUUUUUAUGGGUUUAAGGGGCUUUGAAAGGAGUUUGAGGGGAUUGAAGGAAGUUCAGUGGGGUUUGGGGAUUUUUUUAGGCUUUUGAAGGGAGUUUUUAAGGGGGGGUUUAAGAAGGGCUUUGGGGGGGGUCCAGAGGAGUCUAAAGGGGCUCAGCUGGGCUUUAGGUUGGUUUAAAGGGCUUUUUUAGGGGCUCAAAGGGGAGUUUAAGUGAGUUCAGAAGGUUUAAGGGGCUUUAAAAGGGAAUUCAGGGAUCUUAGAUGGUUCAGAGGGGUUCGAGGUUGUUUAGGGGGUUCAAAGGGGUGUGUAAGGGGUUAAAAAUGGGGUUCAGAGGGGCAUUUGGGGGUUCAGAGGGUGAUUUUGGGGGGUUCAGGCAGGGAUUUAAUGGUGUUCAGAGGUUUUUUAGGGCUUCAGGAGAGAUUUCAGGGUGCUUGGCAGAGCCAGAGGGGUUUAGGCGGAUCCCAGGAGUGAUUUUUGGUGGUCAGGAGGGCUCACAAGGAGGUUCAGAACAUCUCAAUGGCACUUAAAGGGGUGUUGAGGGGGGUCAGAGGCGAUUUCCCAGGGGUCUCAGGGGGGAUUUGGGGUGGGGAGAGGCCUCGGUGACCCCCAGACCCCCCAGGGAGCCGGGGCUGUCCCCAUGGAGGUGCCCAAAUCCCCCGGGAAUGGCCCCAAACCCAGCAUCACCCCUGAGAGGGGCAGGGCACUCCAAACCCUGCCCUGGAUCCCCUAGCUGGUGCUUCCCAAUCCAUGGAAUUCCCGGAUUUAUCCCACUGCACCCCACAAUUCCCAGAUUUAUCCCUUUUCCCCCAAACCCCCCAGGCUCGGUGGGAUCAGGUGGGGGUUCCCUUUUCCCCUGGCUGGAUUUGAGCCAGUCUGGAUUCCAUGGAUUUGGUCCCCCCCGGUGCUACUGCCCCCCAAAACCCCUGGGGACCCCCAGACCUCCCCCCAGGGUGUCCAAAGCAGCUUCAGAAGUUUUAAUGGCAUUUUUAUUUCCUGCUUUUUUUCCCCCCUUUUUUUUUCUACUUCUUUUCUUUCCUUUAAUUUUUAAUUGUUUUUCUUCCCUUUUAAAUUUAAUUUUAAUUUUUUAAAAUUUUGGGUUUAUUUCCUUUCUCUGUUUUUAUCGCCUUUUUAUUUCUUUAUUGAAUUUUUACUUGCACUUCUUCCUUUUUUAAUUAAUUGCUUUUUAAAUUUCCCUUUUAACUUCCUUUAUUUUUUCCUUUUCUUAUUUCUAUUCCAUUUUAAUUUCAUUUUUUGGUUUUUAAUUUCCAUUUUAACUCCACAUUUAAUGCCACCAAGUGAAUCCAAAGCUUCUCCCCACUAUUAUUCAUUUUUCCUGCUUUUCCGCAGUUUCCUGGGACGAUGCUGUAUUUAAAGAGAAUAUUUAAGUGGAAAAAUAAAAAGUGGUUAAACUUGA